This is a messenger RNA of Botrytis porri, 1047 nucleotides long. RefSeq lists its product as uncharacterized. The record is from RefSeq and is a predicted model, not a curated record. The coding region runs from base 1 to 1047 and encodes 348 amino acids. The transcript has 6 exons. Lineage: Eukaryota; Fungi; Ascomycota; Leotiomycetes; Helotiales; Sclerotiniaceae.
AUGGGCAAGGACUGGGAGCAGCCCAAAGACAAGCAAAUCAAGGAGUGGCUUCAGAUGGUGCAAGAAAGUUUGGCCGCUGUCCAGAAGAUUGAAGUCGCUCGAAAAGGAUCCACACAAGCCUCUCGGCCCGCCAGGUCCCUAGUUCUCGCACUUGCAUCGCCACCUGCUGUAGCCGAACAGAGUAGGGGGUGCAAAAAUGCCAGCCUUGCGGUCGAUCAAAUGAAGAAAACCCUUGUAGAACUGCAAUUCAACGUCAGCGAGAUCACAGCCAAGGGGCAGAAUCUUGCCGGAGCAAAAUUGACACUGAAAGAUAUCAAGGAAAUCCUGAAUGAUUGCAUAGACUACGUCAUAACUCUGAAGCAUCACAUUACGCACAUAGUAGUCUUUUUCCGCACAUUCAAACCCAGAGUGUACACGGUGUUGAUUUCCCAAAUUAAGCCAUUUGAAGGAAAGGUCGAGAAAAUCAUUAAUAAUCAUAACUUGUUGUUCGAUCUCAUGCUUCUGCAAUCGAACGCAAUUCAAAUAUGGGCUAGUUUUGAGCAAUUCAAAGAUAUUGCCGACAUGUACAGGCAGAUUUACAAGCCUCAUCUGAUCGAUGGCCUUCUUCUCGUCGAUCAGAUGACCCGACUACGGAAGGAAACAAAUUUUGCUAGUCAGUUGGAAAAGAUCGAGAACUGGAAGAAGACCGUUCAAGGCCAAGUGGAUCAAAUCGUCGAGAAGCAAAUAUCUGAAGUGAAGAGGGUGCUGAAUGAGGACGAAAAGGAUUUACUCGAGAGUCGACUCAAGCUCCCGGCUGCUCCCUUUUGGGAGCAACUGGCAAUUGAACGGGGGGCCGUAGAAGCCAGAAAAGAAAAUAUUUUUAGGAUAGAGGAGGUCAACCCAGCACUGGAAAACAUGGGGAAAACACACAAGGAUCAACCUAUAGAGGUACGUUAUAUCAAUAAAAAUUUCAGCUCACAACAAGUAAUGAUUAUGUUGCCUCGACGCGCCGCCCAAGAAGAAAUUGAGGAGCAAAAGGCCUUGUUGGGAUUCUGUUGGCAGAGAUAA